Messenger RNA from Drosophila miranda, 2235 nucleotides. It is a transcript of the gene M6, whose product is annotated as neuronal membrane glycoprotein M6-a. The coding region runs from base 423 to 1406 and encodes 327 amino acids. Lineage: Eukaryota; Metazoa; Arthropoda; Insecta; Diptera; Drosophilidae. Gene Ontology annotation, cellular component: plasma membrane. Gene Ontology annotation, biological process: neuron projection development. The record is from RefSeq and is a predicted model, not a curated record. The transcript is spliced from 5 exons.
GUUUUACAGCACUGCCCCGCUUAAACGCGUCAAGAGUAGAUACACUUUAUUUAUUUAUGCUCUUUGUUUUGAAAAUAGAAUCGGAAUCUCAGGACUUUAAAUUUAUUGUACCGCCAGAAACGUGACAAAACAAUAUGAAAUCUGAAUAAUAUACGGUUUCAAUAAGUGUGUUAUAAGCAUUUGGAGUAAAUUUUACCAUUUGUAAGGCGCAGGUUGCUCUCACUGCCACCUAGGCUCACACCUUAAAAACUUGUUUCAUACCACCAACUGAAGCGAUACAUACGCAGAAGGCGUCUCCGUAGAUGCAACUUACAAAUUGCGAUACAUAUUUACAUACAUACAUGUAUGCACUUGGAUUAUUAGAGUGGACUGUUUAAAUGCUCUAAAUUUACUUUCCAAGCUCCUAACAACCGCCGUUUAAAAUGGCGCCUGAUCAAAUUAAGAUUCCGUUGUGCAAUAUGCCUGGCAAAAUGAACGAUCGCGAUCGCAUACGAGAUCCCCGAGAGGAGAUCCUACUCGAGACGAACUUUGAAGAUGACGGUGGUGUGCUUACACGUGCCUACAAUAACAAUCCCUACAAUGGGGGCAACAUACAAAAUCGACGACGCCCUUCGUACCGAUCGGAACACUCCUUGGAUAGGUACACAGAGCGUGGUGGCGAAGGUGACUGCUGCCAAUCAUGCAUGGCACGUAUCCCCUACGCCACGAUGAUAGCCACUCUGAUGUGUCUCCUGGGAGUGGGUAUCUUCUGUUUCACCAUGUACCGAGGGGCAUCGCUCACUGUCAUAAUGGUAGACCAAGUAUUUCACUUGCGAUUAAUAUGGAUCGAAGCUGUGCAGAUGAUAUUUGUAAUAAUUGGAGCUGGCAUGGCAGCCCUUGGAUUUAUGAUACUUUUCGUUGGCUUUCUGGCUACUGGCGCCACGCGCUAUAAGGUGUAUAGAGCCUGGCGGUCCCGCGUUGGAGGCCGGAUCUCCUGCGCCGUACUUAUGGGCAUCACGUACCUGCUCAAUUUCGUGUGGAGUCUUAUUCUUUGUUUCCUGGUUGUUGUUACCUUCAUAUAUACCAUGUUCUGGAACAUGUGCUCCAGUGUCGAGCACUCACAGAGUUGCAUAGAUUUGACACAAUUCCAUUUUAUGUUCCCACCAAACACCAAACUUGAGGACAUGAAGGUGUGCGAAAAGUAUGAGAUCAAGGCUUUCUGUAAAGAUGGUGUUGAGAACGCUGAGGUUAUGUUCAUACUGGCCACGCUGUCCACCCUUUUAGUCAUUCUUAGCCUGGUUCAUUAUCUCAUGUGCCUCUCGGCCAACUAUGCGCACAUACGUGAUCACGAAAAGUUCCAAGAGCUGCAGGAAAUGCAAAACCUCAACGAGCUGGAGUACAGUGCUACGUCCAAGGAUCGUUUCUAGGACAUAUUUCAGAAGAUUCAAUUUGAGCUUAAAGAGAAGACAAGCAUCAUUUGAGAGCGACAUUUUGGCAAACGUUACAACGAACACAGCACUAGUGCAAUGCUGCCAACACGAUACAAUUAAGAUUUUUUUUAGACCUAAUAUUAAGACUACACAUUUUGAUGUAUACAUUUUUUUUUAUAUUAAUUUGACAAGUUAUUGGCAUUCAUUUUGAUUUGGUUCGACAAUAGUUGUAUGACCAAGCAAUUAAUUCGAAAUAUAACUAAAAUCUAGUUGAAUUUUCUUCACAUUUGAUCCAUUGUCGCUUUUAUCAUUCAUUUUUAUCAUUGCCUAUGCUUUCCGUUCAAAUGUUUAUUUAUACCGUCCAUUAAAUUAAGCUUCGUACAUCCAUUAUUUUUAAAUUAUAAUCAAAUAUGUAUUUUUAUGCUUUUAUUUCAAAUAGCUUACACAAUAAAUUGAUAAAUACUUUAUGCUCAAAUUGAUUCUUCUGAAUUGCUGAAUACACUUGAUUAAAAAGGCAAUUUACCCAAUACAUUAGUGUAAUGAAAUCCAUCCGUGCAUCUAUCCAUCUGAGGCAUUUUCUUGUGGUUGCCGCAGUUAUAUGUAUAUUCAUAAAAUACGUACAACAUAUGUCUAUCACUUUUGAUAUCUGACAAUGAAACAACACACAUUAAUCUUACAUUUAUUAUACAUACGAGUAUAUACAAUAAAAUAUUUUGUACUUUUCUAAUAGUAAUAUGUAUACAAAACACGUACAAUGCUAACCCCGAAACUUUACAACUAGAUUUUGAAACACUAAGCACUUCAAUAAAUGAUUUGUUUAUAGAUC